Messenger RNA from Durio zibethinus, 1689 nucleotides. Its product is annotated as Bromodomain transcription factor. Gene Ontology annotation, molecular function: protein heterodimerization activity. Lineage: Eukaryota; Viridiplantae; Streptophyta; Magnoliopsida; Malvales; Malvaceae. Gene Ontology annotation, cellular component: transcription factor TFIID complex. The record is from RefSeq and is a predicted model, not a curated record.
UGUUUUGCAUUGAAAUUCCUUGGGUUCAUUGGCAUGGCCCAAUUUCUUUGCUCCUUUGGACCCUUGCAGGUAACGAGUACAAAACUAAUCUCAAACCAAAACUUAAUAUUCAUAUUUAAUUAGUAUUUAUUAGCCAAAUUACUUUCAUACGCUAUAAUGAAAUAAUCUCAAACCAGAAAUUAAUAUUCAUAUUUGAUUAAUAUUUAUUGGCCAAAUUACUUUCAUACCCUAAAAAGAAAUUAGGGUUUUAGCAAAUUUUCCACCUCGUCCUUGACACCCAUAAACCAAUUUAAAACCACAAAAUUAGGAUUCUGGCAAAAUUUUCACCUCUACCUUCUUCUCUGGAUUAGAACCUGACCAGGAAAUUAGGGUUUUAGCAAAUUUUCCACUUCUUACUUUCUUGAUCAUGAAAAAAUCAAAAUCUAAAAAACAAUCAAAUACCCAACAGGAAGCAACAAAUGUAGAGGAAUUCUCGUUCAAUAUAACCAAAAUAGCAGUCUCUCAGAUCUGCAAAUCAGUUGGAUUUAAGCGUAGCCAGAUCUUAGCGCUGGAAACCCUGACCCUGGUAGCGACCAAGUACCUGGAAGCCCUGGCCAAGUCGUCUGUAUCAUUCUCCAAUGCUGCCAACCGUACUCAAUCCAAUCUCUUAGACCUUACCAAUGCCCUCCACGACAUGUCCCAGGUAGGUUUCAGGGGUGCAUCCACUCUCUAUGACAACAAUUGCUUGUUGAAGUCUAGUGUGUUGGAAGAUCUGUCAGCUUUUGUCAGCUCCACGGCUGAAAUACCUUUCGCCAAGCCCAUUGAGAGAGCAAAAGAAAGAGAAAUGGAAAAAGUAAAAGCAUCUACUGGGAAUUUGCAGAGAGGUGCUCAUAUCCCAGAAUGGUUACCUUCGUUUCCUGAUGUAGUUAGUAAUGAAAAAUGCAAUAAAAGAGUUAAUGGAGAAGAAUUAUGGGAGAAUUCUAGCUCGGUUUUGGGAUGUCAAAGUGAUGGUUUUGAAGAGAAGAGAAAUCCUGGUAAAUUGGCAAAGGAGAGAGCAAGAGUGAAGUUCAGGAUUAAUGGUGGAGGGAAGAGAGUGCAAUUGAAUGGUUAUAGUGGCAAUAAUUUGUUUAGUCAAACUAAAGAUGAAGAGCCAGAAGCUGAGUAUAAGAAACCUAUCAAAUCCAAGGAGAAUCAGAAUCGUGUGUAUAAAAGGAGAAAGCUAUAGUUUCUCUAGAUUUUCUUUGUUUCAAGAGAUCGGAAACUGGAAAAGAGUUAGGACAUUGAGCAUAUUUAGCACUGCCAGCCAAGCGUUUUAUUCUGGCAAUAUUUUUUGUUCGCACUGAGAGUUGAACCCAGGAACUCCUUUAGUCGAUUGUGUAAGUGUUUAAAAACCUGUGGCAUCCACUGGGCCACCAUUUUGCUAGCUAUGGGACUCAUUAAGAACAUUUAUUUUAUUAUAUUACAUGAUCUUCAAUCCAGUUUCAAAUCUAACGACCCUUUUUACAUCAUUCAACAUCCAAUCUUCUUCCAUUGUUGCAUAUAGUGUUGUGCCUACAAACUUAUAGACCCAUUAAUUCUCUACUCUAAAGUCAAAUAUCCAAAAGAAUUGUAUGAUCUGAGUCCUAAUUCUCCAAAAGCAAUUGCAGAUCCUGUUAACUGGUGCCAAACUUCAAGCUAAGAACUAAUGGGAGUAUGGGACUAAAGAAUCGU